Molecule: messenger RNA, 1643 nt
Organism: Melitaea cinxia (Glanville fritillary)
Lineage: Eukaryota; Metazoa; Arthropoda; Insecta; Lepidoptera; Nymphalidae
Product: FAST kinase domain-containing protein 4
Exons: 10
Coding region: 6-1643 (545 amino acids)
Biological process (GO): regulation of mitochondrial mRNA stability
Molecular function (GO): protein binding
Source: RefSeq, a predicted model, not a curated record
UAUAGAUGUUGAAGUUUAGCGGUUUAGUAAUUUGGAGGUUAGGUUCUCGAACUUCUUUAAGAAAAUAUUCGGGUCCCAGUGUGACGGGGUUUAAAGCAGAAUUAUCAAGGAACGUUACAGAGAAAAAUGUAGAUACUAAUUCAGUGGAAACGAAAAAUGGUCCAAGUUUAGUCGCAGCAGCAUUUGCAUCUCUCAAUGCUCCAGAUGACGAGAAUAGAAAACCAAGUGUGAAGUCCAUGAAACAAAGUCGUACUCAGCAACUGGACAGUCAAAUAUUGAGGGCGACUGACAUUGAGACUCUCUUGUUAGCUGCUGAGAAUCCUGUUGUGUCUAGGAGACAUGCACUCAAGAUGGUGUCAGUUUUAUCUGAAUGGUCCAGCAGUAAUAAGGUGAAGAUAUCAGACUUUGAGAAGGAUCCAAGGUUUCUCAAGCUAUGUCGUAUAUUAGCCAGGACUCCAGCCAGCCAAGCGAUGAGUUCUCUGACAAUGGCUGAAGAUCUGAGCACUGUUCUCGGUAUAACUGGGGACGAUGAAGCGGCAAGGUUGAUCGCUAAUCUAUCACUGCCACAGAUGAUAAAGGUGAUGAAAGCUCUCCAAUCAAAAGGUAGACGAAGCACGCCGCUGUUGCGUGCUCUGUCUUACAACAUUACCAAACAAUCGGAAACAAUUGAUCUCAAGAAGGCCGCCGAUCUACUAUUCUCUAUGGCCUCUUUAAAUUUCCCCGAUCCAAUGUUGUUGGACAGACUAUGCAGUGACAUCAUAGAAAGUCUACCAGCGAACACGGAUAAGCCAGCCGUCGUCAACUCCAUAUUAGUUUCACUUGGAUUACUCAAAUAUAGACACGAAGCAGUUCUACUGGCCUUAACAGAAUGGAUACAGACCCAUAAGACAAUCUGUAGACCGAGUGACAUUGCUUCUGCGGUAGUGACGCUGGCCACUGUUGACUACUUACCGUCCCAAGUGGAACCACUGCUAGAGGCGGCGUUAUCAUUAGAAGAAGAUGAGAUGGUAAAGGCAUCCUCUUGGCUCGACCUCGUGUUCUCCUUUCUCAUACUGGACCGAGCGGAGCAGCGCCACCUUAUAUCCACGCUCAAGCCUGAGUUCAUAGAAAAGUUGCUGUCUGCUGGUGAAAUUCCAAUUCCAUCUCGACGCAAGUUAAUGGUGAUAGACGGGUACAUAGGGCUUAAAUUCCCACAGACGACCACUCGGCUAGCCGAAGAUAUAUCAGUAGGGGUGCCCAUAGUUUAUACAAAGGAAAAAGCGCUCUACAUUCAGAGCAUUAUGGACACCUUCAAGAGUUUGGUGUCGGCGGAAACGUUUUUUAGGAAGGAAUGUCAAUCAGGGAUGGGAUUUUUAUAUGAUGCCGAAUUCGCGGUUGAUUCGAAGUGUCAUCCAGUACCUUUAGAUAAAGCGGCUAGUAGGAAAGAUGUAUAUAGGAUAGCGGUAUUGGGUUUGGACUACCACGACUUCACAAGGAAGGAACUCGUCCCUCUCGGUAUCAACAAAUUGUACAGCCGCCUGUUACAGCUAAAAGGGUUAAGAGUUCUAGAGAUUCCAUACACGGAGUUCAGUCCUAAAGAAAAGUUGGUGACAAGGGUGCAGUACAUCGAGAAACGUCUAAAAGAGAUUAUUUCUACCAGCUAG